This is a messenger RNA of Miscanthus lutarioriparius, 162 nucleotides long. NCBI's taxonomy places the organism in Eukaryota, Viridiplantae, Streptophyta, Magnoliopsida, Poales, Poaceae. The record is from the annotation of a GenBank genome assembly.
AUGGCGCUCUUCAACGUCUGCGACAGCUACGUGCGGCGCCCGGACCAGGCGGACCACGUCAUCGGCACCCUCCUCGGCUCCCUCCUCCCCGAUGGCACAGUCCACGUCCGCAACUCCUACGUCGUCCCCCACAGUCGCCAUCGACAUCGACUACCACCAUAG